AGAACUCAGCGCUUGAUCAUCAAUUAAAGCGCACUUCACGCAUCUGUCCGUACUGUACGAAACAGAGAACCUCCUCACUGCAUUACACACAUGAAGUCCCCCUGCAGCACCGCCACCAUGGGAACCCAAAGAAAGGACAGCUUCCUCUGGGGGAAAGCACCUUCAUCCUUCAAUGCAAAUGACAAGAAGCAGACUGAGGUCCACAAGCAUGUUAUUCUUGACGAUAUCAAGCAACUCAGGAUGGAGAUCGAAAACAUGAUGACAGAAAUUCAAACAAUGGAGGCCGAUGAUGAGAAUAAAAAUGUUAUGAAGAACAAGAGAAUCCAAUGUGGAAAAAAGAAGUUCAACAUGGACCCCAAGAAGGGCAUUCAGUAUCUAGUGGAUAAUGGCCUUUUGGCGUGGAAACCAGAAUCUGUGGCGGAGUUCCUCUACAAAGAGGAAGGCCUUAAUAAAACGGCUAUUGGCAACUUUUUAGGAGAAAGGGAAGAGAUCCACCUGCAGAUUCUACAGGCUUUUGUUCACCUUCACGAGUUCUCAAACCUUAAUCUGGUGCAGGCUUUAAGGCAGUUUCUGUGGAGUUUCCGUCUACCUGGUGAAGCUCAGAAGAUUGACCGCAUGAUGGAGGCUUUUGCUCAGCGCUACUGCACCUGUAACACAGGGGUUUUUCAGUCUACAGACACCUGUUACAUCCUCUCCUUCGCUAUUAUCAUGCUCAACACAAGCUUGCACAACCCCAACGUGAAAGACAAAACCACACUAGAACGUUUCAUUAGCAUGAACAGAGGAAUCAACAAUGGAGGAGAUCUUCCCAGUGAACUACUUGAGAAACUUUAUGAGAGCAUUAAGAAUGAACCCUUUAAGAUCCCAGAGGAUGACGGCAAUGAUCUCACUCACACCUUCUUUAAUCCUGAUCGAGAGGGCUGGCUUCUAAAAGAAGGUGGCAGAAUAAAGACUUGGAAGAGGAGGUGGUUUAUUCUGACUGACGGCUGCCUCUACUAUUUCCAAUACACCACUGAUAAAGAGCCAAAAGGAAUCAUUCCCCUGGAGAACUUGUGUGUAAAAGAGGUGGACGAUCCACACAAACAGUUCUGUCUGGAGGUGUAUAGUCUUCAUCAAAAAGGAGAGACGAUAAAGGCCUGCAAGACAGAGACAGAUGGGAGAGUCGUGAUGGGCAAACAUCACUCCUACAAACUCAGCACAGCUUCAGAAGAGGAACGUGCAGAAUGGAUACAAGCCAUCAGAGCCUGCAUCACAAAAGACCCUUUCUAUGACCUGGUCUCAGCACGCAAAAAGAAAAUCACCAACCACAACGAACCCCACGACUGAAUUCACGAACUCUCGUCUGAUAUUUCUAAAUCACCUGCGCACAUACUGAAGAACCAGUGGGAUGUUGGUGGGACUCUGGAAAUGUUGAUUAUGGUUUUCAAGGUGCUUAUUCUCAGCAUACAGGGGUCAUCACCACUAACCAGAGGUGUUGUGGUCAAAAGCUUUAAGAAUUGCUAAAUGAACAGCUUCCUAUUUAUUUAAAGCUAGUGAGAGACCACGCUGUAAAAAAAAAGCCAUGAAAUGAUUGUGGCUUUUUUUAUUUGUUAAAUAUUUUGGAACAGACGUUACUUAAAAUGUUUUGUGUUGUGAGAUUGUUUUCAGUUUAUUAACAAUUUAAAUAAUUUCAAUCGAAAGCUACAUUUCAAAACCUUUACGUUGUUAAGUAGUUAGUCUCUGUGUAGUUCUCCAUUUGACUAACUUUAAGUUGUAUUCAGAAGUGAAUCUAAUGAAUGUAUCUUGUAAAUAGUCUUGUAAAUACUCUUAAUAGCCGUUAGCAUUAAUGCUUAGCAGGUUGAAAUUGUUUGUUUUCUGUACAAAUGAAUUGAUCUAUUUAAAUUAUGUAUUGUUAUUUAGUUAUAAGCUUUUUGUUUUGCACUUAAUAAUCAAAUAAACUUGUGAAUAUGUUAAGAACAUGUUGUUAAAAUAUGAUGACUGACUUUACCUAAGCUUUUCUGAUUGACAAUCUGUACUAAACGAGCCUCAUUAAAAAAAGUGAUGAACAAAUUUGUACAGAAGAGGG
Molecule: messenger RNA, 2065 nt
Organism: Danio rerio (zebrafish)
Lineage: Eukaryota; Metazoa; Chordata; Actinopteri; Cypriniformes; Danionidae
Source: RefSeq, a predicted model, not a curated record